AUGGCAGCAAAAAUCCUUUCGAUUUAUUACAAAAAAAAUAAACUCGGAUGUGCAUAUUAUGAACAAAAAACUACAACACUCUAUUUAAUGUCUGACAUUCCGGAAGAAAAGGAAUUUCGUCAUAUUCGUUCACUUCUGCAUCAAGUUUCUCCAACACUCUUGCUUACCAGUAAGAACGAAGAUGUUGACCUUUUGAAUUAUCUCCAUCAACACUGCCUUUCGAGGCAAGUGGAACGAGAGGAUAAUUUGAAUGGGAAUCAUUGCCAAGAAAAUGUGGAAACAAAGAAACAGAAGAGUGUGCCAAAAACAGGUCUUAAACGCUAUAGAAAUGAGAUUGAAGCUAAAAAUGGUGAUGAUAAUAAUGAUAACCUUUCCGAUUUUAGUGAAGUUAUCUGUAAUCUUCAUGUUAUGCCACAAAUGGCAUAUGAUUAUGAAAGUGGCAAAAAACGAAUUGCUGCAUUAUUUGGACUUGGAAACGAUGAUAAAGAAGAAUAUUAUCUUCAGUUGGCUUUUAGAAUCGACCUUGCUUCUGUACACAUGAUUCAGGCACUGGGUAGUCUGCUGAAAUAUUUAGACGCCAUAAGGCUAGGCGUUGAAUUCGAGGAUCAUGAAGUUAAAACUCCUAUUACUAAAGAGCGCCAUCCAUCUGCUUUCAAGGCUUGCACUUACGGUGGUACUCGUGAAGGACUCAGUAUCUUUGAAAUUUGCAAUCGUUGUCGCUCGUCACCAGGCAAAAAUCUUCUUAAGCAGUGGUUUGAAAUGCCUACUUCAAAUAUAACAGUCCUCAAGAAUCGUGCAGACGCAGUUGAAUAUUUUAUUCAAGACGUUAAUUUUGAGACAGUGGAAUUUAUACGAAAAACAUUAAGACGAAUUUUUUCUCUCAAGACUUGUUCAAAUAUGUUGGCAAUCACUACAUAUAUUGAAGUUCAUGGCAUAAAAUUGGAAUUAAUUGCCAGUGAACUUGAGCACGUUGAUGACGCAAUUAUUCGAAUCACUGCUAUUAUGGAAGAAAUGAUAAAUUUUGAGGAGUCCCAAAUUGAAGAUCGAUUUAUAGUUAAUGCUAAUAUUGAUCCAAACUUGGAUCGUUUGAAGAAAAUUUACGCAAAUUUGCCGCAAACUUUAACAGAAGUGGCAAAUAAAGAAGCAGAAGUUCUUGGUGUAGAUUAUUGCUCAGUGAAAUACGUUCCCAUGUUUGGAUUUUUAUUGGGACUGUCGAAUGAAACCUCCUUGGAUCCAACAGUUAUAAAUGAUUUAGAGUUCAUUUAUGAGGCAGAUGGAUAUAAGUUCAUGAAAAAUAGAGGAAUGCGCAAUUUGGACUCUGAAGUCGGUGAUAUCAAAAUGGAGAUUGUGGAUACAGAAACUGCAAUAAUACUCCAGUCAAUGGUAUCUGAAUAUAGCGUAUCAUUAUUGCAUUCACUUCGCGCAUGUGCCACGCUGGAUUGUUUGAUAUCGCUUGCUUUAACAGCACGCGAAUACAGCUGGUGUCGACCAUUAUUAGUCAAUGAAUCGGUUAUUGAUAUCGAUGGUAGCAGGCAUCCUAUUUCUGAAUUAUUUUCUUCAACUAAAUUCGUUUCUAAUCCGAUAAGGUCUGGUGGUCUUCAGACAAAAGUUGGUAUAAUCAUUUUUCUCGCUCAUAUCGGGAGCUUUGUGCCAGCCGAACAAGCAGUAAUCGGAUUAUUUGAUCGUAUUGAUUCUAGAAUGUAUGUUAUGGACUGUGUUCAGGAUAAAAUGUCUUCAUUCACAAAAGAUAUUUCUCAGAUUUCCGUUUCUUUGCAAAAGGCGACUUCAAGAUCACUCGUAAUAAUAGACGAGUUUGGCAAAGGAACUACUAAUGAAGUUGGUUUGUCUUUACUAGCAAGUUCAUUGAAUUACUGGAUCAGAAAAGGCAAAGACGUUUGUCCACACGUUUUUGCCAGUACUCAUUACCAUUCUUUGUAUAAGUACCUUGAUUUACGAAGUGAUAUUUUAUCAUUUUACGCUAUGGAAGCAGCUGAGGAGAAUGGUGAACUCGAAUUUUCAUAUCGCUUUAUUCCCGGAACCAUCGAUAUGUCAUUUUGUAGUUAUACAGCGAGAAAAGUUGGCAUUCCUUCCACUGUAAUAGAACGAAGCAAUCAGAUAUACGAACAGUUGAAAGCUAAUCUUGCAAUAAUUCCUAUUGAACUAGUGGAAGUUGAAAGCGAUUCUUCGGCUGACUACUACAGAAUUAGCGAAUGUUUUUUUGAGUGGGAUAUUGAAAACGAUUGUGAAGGAUUUCUGAACUAUGCAUCUUCACUGUUAUCCGUUAAUCCUCUACCCGUUCGUAACAGCGCCGAAGAACAAGAACAUGCUGAUAUUAAUUCAGAGAAUAACGAAAAAUGUGAUACUGAUGAAUAUUAUAAUGAAAAACAAAAGAUUGACAGAGAACAAAAAUCAGUAUCGUCUUAUUCAUUAAGUAGUGGCAAUACGCCACAAGUGUCAAAAUCGCAUGAUAGCAUACUAUCUGAUGUCGUUAUCAAAGCUUCAAUACUCAAAGCUAAUCCCAACCAGUUUUUAACUAGUUUUGUUAAUCCGUUAGGAUGA
Molecule: messenger RNA, 2559 nt
Organism: Dracunculus medinensis (Guinea worm)
Lineage: Eukaryota; Metazoa; Nematoda; Chromadorea; Rhabditida; Dracunculidae
Source: the annotation of a GenBank genome assembly